AGGAAACAGAGCAGUGCAUGUUGGGAGCUGUAGGCAGAACACGAGGAGGGGCCGCAGUAGUUGCUGGGAGUUGUAGGCCAAGCCGGCCUCGGAGCCACAGGAGCUUCUGGCGGAGCUGCUGCGUGAUGUUCUGGAAGUCGUACGUAAGGCAGCCCCAAGGCCUUGUGGGAGUCGUAGUCUCUAAGUCACUUCCGUACUGGGCUUCCGCGUGGCUGGCAGUCCGGACGUCUGAGAACCGCGUUCGGCUCGGGAGAAGCCGAGCCCUCCCGCGAUGCCCGCCCCACCAUGCACCUCCUGCCACGCGGCACGAGCUGCCCUCCGCCGCCCGCACUCGGGACACGCGCUGUGUGGCGCCUGCUUCUGCGCCACCUUCGAGGCUGAGGUGCUGCACACGGUGCUCGCGGGCCGCCUGCUGCCUCCGGGUGCAGUGGUGGCCGUGGGCGCCUCGGGCGGCAAGGACUCCACCGUGCUCGCGCACGUGCUGCGCGAGCUCGCGCCGCGUCUGGACAUCUCACUGCAGCUCGUGGCUGUGGACGAGGGCAUUGGCGGCUACCGGGACGCGGCGCUGGCGGCCGUGCGUCGCCAGGCAGCGCGCUGGGAGCUGCCGCUCACCAUCGUGGCCUAUGCAGACCUCUUCGGGGGCUGGACGAUGGACGCCGUGGCCCGCAGCACAGCCGGCUCAGGCCGCAGCCGCUCCUGCUGCACCUUCUGUGGGGUGCUGCGGCGCCGAGCGCUGGAGGAAGGGGCGCGCCUCGUGGGAGCCACGCACAUCGUGACGGGUCACAAUGCUGAUGACAUGGCGGAGACGGUGCUCAUGAACUUCCUGCGGGGCGACACGGGGCGGCUGGCCCGGGGCGGGGGCCUGGGCUCCCCUGGCGAGGGGGGCGCCCUGCCGCGCUGCCGCCCGCUGCAGUUCGCGUCGCAGAAGGAGGUGGUGCUGUACGCGCACUUCCGCCGCCUGGACUACUUCUCCGAGGAGUGCGUGUACGCGCCCGAGGCCUUCCGCGGCCACGCGCGCGACCUGCUCAAGCUCCUGGAGGCGGCGCGGCCGUCGGCGGUGCUGGACCUCGUGCACUCGGCCGAGCGCCUGGCGCUGGCCCCGGCCGCGCUGCCCCCGCGCCCCGGCGCCUGCUCCCGCUGCGGGGCGCUGGCCAGCCGCGCGCUCUGCCAGGCCUGUGCCCUCCUGGACGGCCUGAACCGCGGCCGGCCCCGCCUGGCCAUCGGCAAGGGCCGCCGGGGGCUGGACGAGGAGGGGGCGCCUCGGGAUCGGGCCCGGCCCCCUGCCUCAGAGGCCAUCCCCGCCUUCUAGCGACCCCAGGUCUCCGGCUGGGAUGCGACGUCCCGGGGAGGGGCUGCCUGUACAUAUGCUGUGAAUAAAGCCGAGUUUCUCUGCCGGGCCUGCCAUGUGGGGUUGGGAGGAGGACAGGGACCCAGUGACCUGUAACCCUGCAGAAGCGGGGGCCCCAGACGUCUGGGUCUGGGGGAGCAGGGUUCUCGGGGUGGGCUGCUGGGACUGAGGGAGGAGGGAGCCGGUUCUAGGUCUGGGGGAGGUGGAGCUGGGGUGACAGACUCCCGGGACUCAGGAAGGGGUUGGGAGGGGUCUAACAACUUGUGGUUCCCGACUUAAUGGGACUUCAGGGGCUGCCUGCCUAGUGCCUCUGCCGGGUUCUGGGCAUGCUCAGGAUGGUCCUAGCCCGCCUUGAGCACCACGUGGCUGCUGUUUCCUGUUUGCCUGCAGUCACAUGACUUGAUGGGCACAGGUCACUCACAGUUACCUGCAUGAUGCUUCCCUCCCAGUACAGCGGGCACUGCAGACUGACUUGUCCCCACCACGACCUCACAGGCUAUAGCCUGAGACGUGGCAAAUGGCCCCAGGUCACCCAGCUGGGAGGUUGGGCCUUUCAGAGGUCUCUGGGAUUGUGGAAUUGCCCCUCCACCACCUGACUCUCUCCUGGUGUCUGUCAUGGCUGAGGGGCUGAGCGGGCUUCCCAAACCCUGGGCCUUUGGAGACAGAGCUGUGUGAGCCUGGGUUGGUGACUUAACCUCUCUGAUCUUCCAUUUUCUCUUCUAAAAAUGGAAUAAACAACAUUCCUUACCAUCAAAGCACCAUUGGGAGGAAAUGGAAGAUCAGAGAGGUUCAGGUGGUCAGUACAUGGUGGGAGACUUGGCUGUUCAUGUUAUGGUUCGGCCACCAGGGGGCUCUGGGUUUCAGGGUUGCUGCCUCCUAGGUCCUGGAGGUGAGGCCCAGAAGUUUCCUCUGGAGACCUGGUGUUCUCAGUCCCAUCUUCGGCUUUGCUGGGCUGACUGCUUGUCAGGAAUCCCCCACCUUCCCAUCAUCCUGCUCAAGUCCUCCAGGGUCCUCCUAGAAGCCUUCCCUGAUUCCUCCCACCCCACCCAACCCAGGGCACAGUUCUUUCCCAAACCCCCACUUUUCCGUCCUGUCCUCACUGUGUGGACAUUCGAAUUCUUUGAGUCUCCUUUGUCCUAAUUAUUAGUAGAUUGGGCAGGAGAGCCUGAACCAGAUGCCCUGCCUCCCCUGUGGGGUGACGGAGCAUCAGGUUAAUUAUUCGUUCAACAAACGUUUACUGAGAACUUCCUCUGUGUCAAGUACUCCUCUAGGUGCUAGGAACAUGGCAGUGAACAGGAGACAAAAGUGAACAUGAAGUUCACAGUCUGAGAGAAAUGGACAAUAAGCAAAUAAAUAUAAAUGUCAGGUAGUGUUGAAUGCUACAAAUUUUUAAGGGUCAGGAUAAGGGAAAAGAGGGAGACAGAGACAAUUUCCAUAGGAACUAGGGAAGAAAGGGCCUCAGAGGAGGCAGCAUUGUGCAGAGACCUGCACAGAGCAAAACAACAGAUCAUGAAACCAUCUUGGGGAAGAGCUUUCCAGAUGGAGGGACCUGCCAGUGGGAAAAGGCGGAAGUAAGCGUGGCAAGCCCAGGGGACAGCACGGAGUCCCGUGUGGCCAGAGCAGAGUGGGCAGGAGAAGACUAGAAGGAGAUGAAAUGAGGCUUGGACAGGGGUGGUCAUGCGUGUUCUUGUGGAGGCAAGAAGGGCUUGGAUUUUAUUGCAGGUGUGAUGGUAAGUCUUUGGAGGGCUUUGGUCCCAGGAGUGGAUCCAAUUUUCAUUUUCUGUAAUAAAAACUACUCCAGCUCCUGUGAGGAGAAUGGGCUGUAGGGGGCGCAAGAUGAUCAAGGUCGAUUGUAUGGGAUGAUGUUUGUGUGGCAGGCACUGUGCCAAGCGCUCCUUCCCCAGUAGCUCAGAGAAGUGAGGAGUGGAUUUUUUAUCCCCAAUUUUAUGAAGGAUAAACUUGUGGCCCAGAGAGGUGAAGUAACAUGCCCAAGGGCUCACAGCAACAGAUCGGGAAAGGAGCUGGGACCCUUGACCCUUUUGCUCUGCCGUCUGCUGGAAGCCAGGGGACCUGGGUUCUUGUUGCAGAUGUGCCACUAAAUUCCCAUGUGGCUUUGGGCAAGAGACCUUUUCCCUUCUGUUCAAUAGUGUCUCCCUCCAAAGGAGGCGGUGGGAGGUUGGUUAGAUUUCUGUUGUGGUUUCAAGCAGCACUAUCCAAUAGAAAUAAAAUGCAAACUAUAUGUAUGACUUUAAAAUUUUUGGUCAGGCACAGUGG
This is a messenger RNA of Microcebus murinus (gray mouse lemur), 3622 nucleotides long. It is a transcript of the gene CTU1, whose product is annotated as cytosolic thiouridylase subunit 1. The record is from RefSeq and is a predicted model, not a curated record. Gene Ontology annotation, biological process: tRNA wobble position uridine thiolation. Gene Ontology annotation, cellular component: mitochondrion; cytosolic tRNA wobble base thiouridylase complex. Lineage: Eukaryota; Metazoa; Chordata; Mammalia; Primates; Cheirogaleidae. Gene Ontology annotation, molecular function: tRNA binding.